UUGUGAUUAAUCUCACGUAUCCGUUUCACUUUCACUACAGUUUUUUUUCUUGUUUUUCAUCUGCAAAAUGACUGUUAUUAUUGGCGUCAUAGUGGCUUUCGUUGCCAGUGCUUGCGAUGCUUCCUUAUUGGUGAAGCGCGCUUCUGGCCAAACACCGAAAGUCUGGGACGCGUUGGACCAAUUGAAAGGCGCCAAUCGCGCACUCCACGCAACUGAGAUGCAGGAGCUAUUGCGUUCCGCCCGUCCCAACCAGGAUUAUCCCGCACUAGCCAGUAUUCCCGCUACAAACAUCGACUGUCUAAAAUUCCAUCAACCCGGAUUUUAUGCUGACGUGGACGCCGGCAAAUGUCAGGUGUUUCAUCGAUGUGAUAUCAGCGGGAAUCUGACAAGCUACCUUUGUCCUAAUAUGACGUUGUUUAACCAAAUCACGCUGGUCUGUGAUUGGUGGUUCAACGUGGACUGCAGUCAGGCCAAAAAUUUUGCGGAUUACUCCAACAGCCGAUUAUACCAAGGAGCGGAUGUUAUGCUGCUGGAUAAUCAGGAGGUCAUCGCCGCGUCAGGCGCUGUGGAUGCAAAGAAAGCGGCGCAGCUACCGGCGCCCAAACCUGCUAAAAACGGAAAUAAAAAGGCUAAAAGAAAAUUUCGUUCCUGAUGCACAUUUUUCUUGGAUCGCGAUUUUCGGAUUAUGAAACGCAGUAACUUUGACACACAACCUGUUGUAGUAAAGGCGAAUGUGAAGUAAUUACCGCAUGUGAUCAUGUGAACAAAACCAAUUAACAGACUAUAAAAGAA
This is a messenger RNA of Paramacrobiotus metropolitanus, 792 nucleotides long. RefSeq lists its product as uncharacterized. NCBI's taxonomy places the organism in Eukaryota, Metazoa, Tardigrada, Eutardigrada, Parachela, Macrobiotidae. The record is from RefSeq and is a predicted model, not a curated record. Gene Ontology annotation, cellular component: extracellular region. Bases 68 to 652 code for a protein of 194 amino acids. Gene Ontology annotation, molecular function: chitin binding. The transcript has 3 exons.